AAGAUGAGAGAAAUCCGAUCGCCAUCACAUGUCCUCCUCGCCUCCAUCCUUCCUCUUCAAUUCGACCUCCCCUUUCCUUUCCGUCGUAAUCCAAAUUCCUUUAAAAUAAACACUCGAUUUCACCUUCUUCGAUCGAUCCUUCCUCCUCCCUCCUACCGCUCGAUUCGCAGUCGCUGCGACGCCCAAUCGAUGGCGGCGGGGGCGGCGGCGUCUGCCACUCACGUCCAUGACCUGCCGGAGCCGAUCCUUGCUCAAGUCUUUUCCCUGGUGGAAGACGUGCGCACUCGCAACGCCAUGGCGCUCGCCUGCCGCCGGUGGCGCGGCCUCGAGCGCUCCACCCGCACCGCCCUCGCCCUCCGCGGCCACGUCCGCUUGCCCUUCCUCCUCCCCACCUGCUUCCCCUCCGUCGCGCACCUCGAUCUCUCCUUCCUCUCGCCCUGGGGCCACCACCCUUUCCUCUCCUCCCACCAGCAGCAGCAGCACCACCACGAUUUCCCCGACGACCAUGCCGCCCUCGUCGCCGCGCGCCUCGCCCAGGCCUUCCCUUCCGUCUCCUCCCUUUCCGUCUACGCGCGCGAUCCCUCCGUGAUCGCCGCCCUCGCGCCUCUCUGGCCUAAGCUUCGAACGGCCCGCCUCGUCCGCUGGCACCAGCGGCCCCCCAACCUGCCCCAUGGUGCCGACCUCGCGCCUCUCCUCGAGGCCUGCCCAGCCCUCUCCGCCCUCGACCUCUCCCAGUUCUACUGCUGGACCGAGGACGUCCCCCCCGCACUCCACCAGUACCCCCUCACUGCCGCCUCCCUCACCCGCCUGGAUCUGCUCUGCCCCGCCUCCAACGAGGGCUACCGCUCCUCCGAGCUGGCCGUCAUCGCAGCAGUCUGUCGCAACCUCACUCACCUCCUCCUUCCCUGCGUGUUUAAUCCCCGGUGCAUCGAGUUCGUCGGCGACGACGACCUCCUCGCUCUCGCUGCCGCCUGCCCUUGCCUCUCCCUCCUCCACCUCGUCGAUCCGGCCACUCUCUCCCCCGCUCGAAUCGAUUCCGAUGCCAACGAAGAUGCCGCCAUCACAGGGCCCGGCCUCGAGGGGCUCUUUACCCGGCUUCCGCACUUGGAGGAUCUCGCCCUAGAUCUCUGCCACAAUGUUAGAGACACCGGCCCGGCAUUGGAGGCCCUGGGGAACAAGUGCUCCAAGGUCAAAUCUCUCAAGCUCGGCCAUUUCCACGGCGUUUGCCAUGGCUUGUGGCAGCACCUCGACGGCGUCUCCGUCAGCGGCCACUUGGAGUCUCUCUCCAUCAAGAGCUCACCCGAUCUGACCGACUCCAGCCUCGCCACCAUCGCCCGCGGAUGCCAGAGACUCUCCAGAUUGGAGAUCCACAAAUGUCACAAGGUGACCGCGGCUGGGAUAAAAAAGCUGGCCAGCAAGCUGCGCUCCACGCUGGUGGACGUCGCCAUCUCCGGCUGCCAGCUCCUCAACGCCACGAGCGCUCUGCGUGCGCUGGAACCCAUCCGCGACCGCAUCGAGCGCCUUCACAUCGACUGCAUCUGGGCAUCUUCUGAGCUGGAUCAGCUGCCUGUCGAGGAAGAAGAGUCGGAUCCGGAGGAGGACGACAUGGAGGCUCCUGACCACUCGAGAAGCAAGAGGUGCAGGUACGCACAAGCUAAUGAUGUCGAGAGCUUCGAGAGCGCCAGUUUCUGGUUUCGGACGUGGGAGAGGCUCCGGCGGCUGUCUCUUUGGAUUCCCGCCGGAGAAGUACUGACCCCGUUGGGCGACGCCGGGCUCGAGUGCUGCCCGCAGCUGGAGGACAUCUGCAUCAAAGUGGAGGGCGACUGCAGGUUGUGCCCCAAGCCUAGACAAAUGGUGUUCGGAUUGAGCUUCCUCUCUCGCUACCCUACCCUGCGGAAGAUGAAGCUGGACUGCGGCGAGGCCAUUGGAUACGCGCUGACGGCGCCCGCCGGCCACAUGGACCUGAGCUUGUGGGAGAGGUUUUACCUCCACGGAAUCGGCGAGCUUAUCGGCCUUUACGAACUCGACUACUGGCCGCCGCAGGACAGGGAGGUGAACCAGAGGAGCCUGUCGCUCCCAGCCGUAGGUCUGCUCCAAAUGUGCGGCAGCCUGAGGAAGCUGUUCAUCCAUGGCACCGCCCACGAACACUUCAUGAGAUUCUUCCUCGAUAUUCCGGUGCUGAGGGACGUCCAGCUCCGGGAAGACUACUACCCGGCGCCGGAGAACGACAUGAGCACCGAGAUGAGAGUAGACUCCUGCAGCCGCUUUGAGUCCGCCUUGAACGACAGGAGAAUUCCGGAUUGAUCGCAGAAUCAUCGAAGAAUUCCAUCUUGCGAGAGUAUACAAGGUACACACGCCCUGUUCGAUGCUUGUUGUUUUUCUGCCCUGUUGCUUAGUUCUUCCCCCUUUUUGAAUGCCCAGAAUCGACUAUGUUUGGUUUUGCAUGCCAUGAAGCUUUCAACAUGUUGUAUCA
Zingiber officinale is the source of this 2473-nucleotide messenger RNA. Its product is annotated as F-box protein MAX2-like. The transcript has a single exon. Bases 4 to 2304 code for a protein of 766 amino acids. The record is from RefSeq and is a predicted model, not a curated record. Gene Ontology annotation, cellular component: SCF ubiquitin ligase complex. Gene Ontology annotation, biological process: SCF-dependent proteasomal ubiquitin-dependent protein catabolic process. Gene Ontology annotation, molecular function: protein binding. Lineage: Eukaryota; Viridiplantae; Streptophyta; Magnoliopsida; Zingiberales; Zingiberaceae.